AUGUGGAGAAGCAGUGAUAUGGAGCUGAGCAUCCGCACUGAAUUAGGGGUCAGGCUCAAGCCAGGUUUCUACUUGCUGACCGAAAAAGCAGAGGUGUUCAGGCAGAUGGUUGAUUACAAUGUGUCUUGGGGUGGAUGUCCUUGUGUUUAUCUUGCUUGGAUCCUUCAGGGUCUUGGAUUUGAGCAGUUAUGUCUUUCUUCAAAUUUGGCGAGCACCCAAGGAGGUCUGCUGAUUGGUCAGGCCCCAAAAUCUUUGUCUCUAUCUUGGACUCCAGCAGCCUUGAAGAUGCAACUCACAACUUCUCUUUCCAGGAAGACCCACAGGACCCCUGCCCUGUCCAGCAUAUGCUCAACUCUGGUCCUCCAGCCGUGUGCCACCCUUGACCCUGUCCUCAUUCCAUUGCAGGGUCCUGAGGCUUCUGACCAGGACUCAGUUUCUGCCUCCUCAGAGUGGCAGCGGAAGCUGGAAGCCGCUGAGGCUCUGCUGAUGCUGAGAAACUCUUCUCAGACAUCUUCUGGCUCCAUCUCCCUGCUCCAGCCCUGCGUGGCAGCAGCUCCUGCUGGAGAUGAAGGACCCCAGCCUUCUAGCUCCUCUCUCCGACCCAGGCCAGCCAGCUCCGUUUCUCUGCCUAUUGGACAUCUGGGGUUUAUCUCCCUCUUGAGCUAG
Puma concolor (puma) is the source of this 666-nucleotide messenger RNA. Lineage: Eukaryota; Metazoa; Chordata; Mammalia; Carnivora; Felidae. The record is from RefSeq and is a predicted model, not a curated record.